Prosopis cineraria is the source of this 619-nucleotide messenger RNA. RefSeq lists its product as uncharacterized. The record is from RefSeq and is a predicted model, not a curated record. The transcript has a single exon. Bases 172 to 411 code for a protein of 79 amino acids. Lineage: Eukaryota; Viridiplantae; Streptophyta; Magnoliopsida; Fabales; Fabaceae.
CCACUCCAGAUUACAAGCUUCUUCCUUCUCAAGAACCCCUUGAGAUAUCAAGCAGAGCUUGUGAGUAACACACCGACUCUCACAUCAUCAUCAUCAUCGUCAUCAUCAUACCCCAUCAAGAGGAGGAGGAGGAGGAGGAGGAGAAGCAUAUCAGUUAUCAGGGAAGUGAGAAUGGGCGCGAAGAAGUCAUCAUUCUCUUCAUUGUGUGGCAUAUUCAAGUCGUGCUUUUCAAGCGGAAGCAGAGAUGAUUAUUACUGGGAAGAUGGUGCGAGUGGAGGAAGAAUCUUUGCUAGCGAUGAAGACAGAGGACGAUGGGUUGCAGAGCCUGGUAUUGACAGGAAAGCUUCUGCUUUCAUUGCUCGAUUCUAUGCCUCUCGUGUCUCUGACUCUGAGCACCAGUUCGCUUCUUAAGCAACAAAAACAAGAACAAGAAUCUCUCUUCUUCUCUUCUUUGCUUUUCCAUUCUUGCAAACUAGUUUUAGCUCCCUUCAAUGUUCUGACCAAUCUUGUUAGCUGCAAUAAUGUGGUCGUCAAUAAUGUUAAAAAAAAAAUUUAUUCAUUUGUGUUAUUACAUGUAUGAUUCCAUUUACAUCUAUUCUAGGUAUUGUUCUUGAUCUUC